Sparassis crispa is the source of this 966-nucleotide messenger RNA. RefSeq lists its product as hypothetical. The record is from RefSeq and is a predicted model, not a curated record. The transcript has a single exon. The coding region runs from base 1 to 966 and encodes 321 amino acids. NCBI's taxonomy places the organism in Eukaryota, Fungi, Basidiomycota, Agaricomycetes, Polyporales, Sparassidaceae.
AUGACGAACACCUUUGACAAGCGGCGUAGGCGACUGAAAGAGAUCGCCGAAAGCACCCUAGAAGCCAUCGAGCAAGGGUCUUUCUCUCUCAACAACGUUACUCACGACCUGAACUCUCGGAUUGUGCGUGCAAAGAAGAAUACACGAUAUUACGCUCCAGACUCCCUGCUUUCCAGAUGGUCCUCACUUUCUCCGCCAUGGAGGUCGCCCCAAACGCCGACCAAAGUCUCCCUGUUGGAGACGUCUACGCUGGAGGGUGCGCGGUGGUUAUCCGCGACACACAGCGGAAACCGACCGGCUUCUGAUGCCUCUGCAAAAAUCGCCAUUCUCAAUUUUGCAUCCGCGAAGAAGCCUGGCGGAGGCUUCAAGAGCGGCGCACAGGCGCAAGAAGAGUCCAUUGCCCGCUCGUCCACGCUAUACCCAACACUGAUGACGCGCACCGGGCAGGAGUUUUACACGCUCCAUCAUCGCGACCAGAAGGGCGGGUAUUACUCCCACGCGAUGAUCUACUCUCCUGGUGUCACGGUCUUCCGAGAUGACGGCGGUGGAUGGGUCGAGCCGCUGGAUGUCGACGUGCUUACCAGUGCGGCCGUCAAUGCUGGCGUGGCCCGACACACGCUGCACGGUCGCGUGGCGGGGCCUGCGGUGGAAGGAAAGAUUGAGAAAGCCAUGCGAGAGCGGAUGGCACGGAUUCUGUAUCUCUUCGAGAGCAACAGAGCGACUUCGAUUGUCCUAGGCAGCUUUGGGACGGGUGUAUUCAGGAACAAUGUCGCCGUUGUAGCAAACAUUUGGGCCGACCUACUGCUUUCGGACGGAGCGAGGUUCAAAGAUUCUUUUGACCACGUCGCGUUUGCAAUACUGGGCAAACCGACGUUUGAGGAAUUCCAGAAGGUCUUCGAGGACAGGAGGAAGAGUGGCCCGGAUGGUUCAGACUCUGCAGACCAAUCGAAGUUUGAAGAUACAUGA